AAAGACAGCUGAAGCCUACUUGGGCAGGAUUCCCCUGGCUCUUCCGGCUUAAGACCCUACCAUCUCCUAUCCCUGGCCGCCUGUGUUCUGGGCCUCACCUAGACAAGUCUGUGUGGGAACAAGCCACCUCUUCCAUCUGUAGCCAUGAAUUUCCUCCGGCGGCGCCUCUCUGACAGCAGCUUCGUGGCCAACCUGCCUAAUGGCUACAUGACAGACCUGCAGCGCCCAGACAGCUCUACCAGCUCCCCUGCAUCCCCAGCCAUGGAGAGGAGGCACCCCCAGCCCCUGGCAGCCUCCUUCUCCUCUCCAGGAUCCAGCCUCUUCAGCUCCUUCUCCAGUGCCAUGAAGCAGACCUCAGCAGCCCCCUCAGGGCUGAUGGAGCCUCAGGGUCCCUCUGCUCCCGUUGUUCAAAGGCCCAGGAUCCUAUUGGUGAUUGAUGAUGCCCACACAGAUUGGGCCAAAUACUUUCAUGGAAAGAAGGUGAAUGGAGAGAUUGAAAUCCGAGUGGAGCAGGCUGAAUUCUCAGAGUUGAACCUAGCUGCCUAUGUUACUGGGGGCUGUAUGGUGGACAUGCAAGUCCUGAGAAAUGGGACCAAGGUUGUGAGAUCCUUCAAGCCAGACUUCAUCCUGGUCCGCCAGCAUGCCUACAGCAUGGCGCUGGGCGAAGACUACCGAAGCCUGGUCAUCGGCCUCCAGUACGGAGGGCUGCCUGCUGUCAACUCCCUCUACUCCGUCUACAACUUCUGCAGCAAGCCCUGGGUGUUCUCUCAACUCAUUAAGAUCUUCCAUUCUCUGGGUCCUGAGAAGUUCCCACUUGUGGAGCAAACGUUUUUCCCCAACCAUAAGCCAAUGCUCACAGCCCCACACUUCCCUGUGGUGGUCAAGCUGGGACACGCCCACGCCGGAAUGGGAAAGAUCAAAGUAGAAAACCAGCAUGACUACCAGGACAUCACCAGCAUGGUGGCAAUGGCCAAAACCUAUGCCACCACUGAGGCCUUCAUUGACUCGAAGUACGACAUCCGCAUCCAGAAAAUUGGAUCCAACUACAAGGCUUACAUGAGAACCUCCAUCUCUGGAAACUGGAAGGCCAACACAGGUUCUGCCAUGCUGGAGCAGGUGGCCAUGACAGAGAGGUACAGGCUGUGGGUGGACAGCUGCUCAGAAAUGUUUGGCGGCCUGGACAUCUGUGCUGUCAAGGCCGUCCACAGCAAGGACGGCAGAGAUUACAUCAUUGAGGUGAUGGACAGCUCAAUGCCCUUGAUUGGAGAGCACGUGGAAGAGGACAAACAGCUGAUGGCCGACCUUGUGGUCUCCAAAAUGAGCCAACUCCUGAUACCAGGGGGCACAGUGCCCUCGCCCCUGAGGCCUUGGGCUCCACAGAUGAAACCAGCAAAAUCGCCGGGGCCAGCCCAGCUGGGACCUCCACUUGGACAGCCCCAGCCACGCCCACCCACACAAGGGGGCCCUCGCCAAACUCAGUCUCCUCAGCCCCCACGAACCGGGAGCCCCUCCCAACAGAGGCUCUCCCCGCAAGGCCAGCAACCCCUCAGCUCCCCGUCGGGGUCUCCACAGCAGCAGAGAUCGCCAGGCUCACCACAGCUGUCCCGGGCAUCCAGCGGGAGUUCUCCAAACCAGGCCGCCAAGCCAGGCGCCCCCCUCGCCUCACAGCCCCGGCCCCCCGUUCAGGGCCGCAGUGCCUCCCAACAGGGGGAAGACUCCAAGAAGCCAGCACCACCCCACCCUCAUCUCAACAAAUCCCAGUCCCUGACUACCAGCCUCAGUACAUCUGACACCUCUCAGCGCGGGACCCCAAGUGAAGACGAGGCCAAGGCCGAAACCAUCCGCAACCUGAGGAAGUCCUUUGCCAGCCUGUUCUCUGACUAACCUUGUCCGGGCUGGGACAGGGGAGUGCUGUUACACUCUCCCUUUUCCUGCCUCUCUUCCUUCUCGGCCUUGGUUCCCGAUGGGAACAGAAUGGAGGGCCUGAGAAUAUACUCUCUAAAUGCCUUUGAUCCAGGAACUGAGUAUCUAUAUGUGUUCCCACCUCCCUUGACCAUGACAUUUCAGCAUCAUCGUCCGAUGGUGGGCCUUUGAGAGCCUCCGGGUUCAUCAAAUCAGGCCCUAACGGCAUCACAUCACCCUGCCCACCCAGAUGCUUGCUCCCCUGCCUCAGAUAACCAAGUGAAAUGUCUGUGUGUGGCUAGUUUUCACAUUUCUUGUUAGUGUUUUGCUCGCCUUCAGGUGAAGGUCCCCUCCAGGCCUUGCCUCACCUCCAUCAAAUGCAGACACUAUAGUCGGACCUCAGCAACAUAGGAGGCAAUAAUCUUUUGACCAUGUUUUGCAAACAAAAGGAGAAAAGCCCAGCCAGGGGAACAUACUACCUACCCAUGCUAGCUCCAUCCAGGCUCAAUCACCCCUCAGACCAGAAAGGCAAAGGUCCAUCACAUGUGGCUCCCGGUGGGAUCUUAAGAACAGUGGAAUGAAAUCAGAUCCUGUGUAACAAGUGGGGCCUUUCAGAACUCAACAGAAAUGGAGAAGAAAUCCUGAAGUGCUGCUCACCCCCAGAUUGGACAGCCAAGAGCAGACGACAGUUCUACGAAUCAUCCCUAGUUCCCAAAAGAAGAUGCCCUCAACUUCCCAAGGAAGGAGUCAGGUCAGGGUUCCUCCACCCAUUCUGCGUUACACCACCAAGAACUCCCCGAAUUCCCGCCAGAAAUGUUCCCUCCUCAAGGACAUAUGAGGAACCGGAGAGAAUCAGGAGAUCAAUAACACAGGCUGAGAAAGCGAAGUGGUAACUUCCAGGUUGGCAUUUCACCAACGGUUUACAGCAAGGCUUUGGUAGGUGACUCAGGUACGAAAGGGUCCCAUGGUCAAACAUGUUUAGGAAAUACUUUGUAUUUCUUGUUUUGAGAUGGGUAGUACACAUUACGUGUCAAAGGCUCUUGGAAUUCCUGCAGUGAAGAAACGAGAUUGAACCUUGCUUAAGCCAAGCUUACUUCACAGAACAAGUGGGCUACAGGGCUGGGCAAUGCCGUGACUCCCUUUCCAAAGCUUUUUCCCUACAUCGGACUGCUUCCCAUGACCAGAUGGGGUGCAGGGCUGCCCCCAAAUCACCACAUGCCCGGUGCUAGAAACAUUGUAGGUGCCAGAACCAGCUUCCUGGUCCCAAAAAGAGCCCAGGACGUUUGAACGUAGCCACCACACUCCCCUUACAGCCUACAUUGUGACUUGAGACAUGUCUCUCCCUCCCUGGUCACAGAGAAGGAGAGAGGGAGGUAACAAUGAACGUGUCCGUGGCGUGGAGCUGCAUUCUGAAUAAAGGAGCAGGGACAACUUAUAGGGCAAGGUGUGACAUCAUGGAGGCGUGUUUGGGGAGAUCAAGAGCAUAGAAAACACCUAAGGCAGCCACUGCUCUUGUACAUUGGAGAUUAAGGUCGGAAAAAGUCAAGGUCACCUUAUUCUCACAUAGUAAUAAAACAACUGGAAACACACAACAGAGUGGUCAUAGGCUGGACAAAGUUUCUCAAAGCGUGGGCACAGCUAGCUUCAAUUCAGAGCAAAGGAGGCAGAAUUCUGGUCAUAAGGCCCAGACCCUUGUCUUUGUCAGUCUCCCCAAGUAUUUUGCAUGCAAAUUGAAGUUAGACCAGCAGCCCUGAGCUGAGCUCAGUGGGAAGGCCCCCUGCAUGAGAUCAGUAUUGGUAUGGGCUCUUUACAGCCAGGCACCCACUCCUUCGCUGAGCAAAAAUUCGUGGUUCCAACAGUGACUGCGCAGCUUACAUUUUCCCACUUUCUUAUAUUCUGUCCCUUGUCCCUAAAAACUUCUCAACAUUCAAG
Messenger RNA from Prionailurus viverrinus (fishing cat), 3834 nucleotides. It is a transcript of the gene SYN3, whose product is annotated as synapsin III. Lineage: Eukaryota; Metazoa; Chordata; Mammalia; Carnivora; Felidae. Gene Ontology annotation, cellular component: synaptic vesicle; synaptic vesicle membrane. The record is from RefSeq and is a predicted model, not a curated record. Gene Ontology annotation, molecular function: ATP binding. Gene Ontology annotation, biological process: neurotransmitter secretion. The transcript has 13 exons. The coding region runs from base 145 to 1884 and encodes 579 amino acids.